AUGCGUUCUACUAUCGUUUGCGUUCUUGGUGUCGCUGUCAGCGCUUCCGCUAUGCCCUUCGUUAUUCCCUCGUCUACGACCCACGCCUCCCCGUUCUCCAAACGUCUUGCCGUUUCCCCAGGUCAAAGUCGACCUCCCCUCCCUGUCGGUCCUUGUGGCAUACAGGUGGUCGGAUUCAAACGUGAUGCGGACGACUGGUCUCUCACCCGCCGUCUCGAAAUCACAUCGGGUCAGAGCUUACCAGUACCGCCGUCUAUCUUCUGUGGAGGACCAAGUAUAUCAGGCGCCAGACGUGACGUUGGUGACGAUAUUGAGGACGGGUUGAAGGCAUUCGGCGGUCUUUUCCUUGGAGGCUUGGGUGCCCGGGAUUUGAAGGACGACCUUGAGACUGGCGCGGGAGAUGUCAUUUCUGCUCUUCCGGAGAUUGCUACUCUUGCAUCGAAGUUCCUCGCUCGAGAGCCUCUUGAUGACAACGAGCGAACGAUCCUCGCCCGUGGACUUGGUACUACGAUCCUUCAUGACGCUGAGACCAUCAUUCCCGAAGCUCUUCCUCUCAUCACUUCCUUACUCAAGCGUGGCCUUGGUACCACGAUCCUUCACGAUGCAGAGACCAUCAUUCCUGAGGCUCUUCCUCUCAUCACUUCCUUGCUCAAGCGUGGCCUUGGCACCACGAUCCUUCACGAUGCUGAGACCAUCGUCCCAGAGGCCCUUCCUCUCAUUACUUCACUCCUAAGACGCGAUAUCGGAGACGACCUCGAGACCGCGGCGAAAGAUGUUGGUUCUGCUCUUCCGGAGAUUCUUGGCCUUGCCUCCAAGUUCCUGGUUCGUGAACACAUCGGUGUCGACGAUGAGCCCAUGCUUCCGAGUCUGACCCCACUUGCGGGUGAAUUCUUGAGGCGCGACGAGUUGGAGGCUCUCGCGGCGAUGGCGAGGCGUGAGAUCAAUGAUCUUGACUAG
Stereum hirsutum FP-91666 SS1 is the source of this 957-nucleotide messenger RNA. RefSeq lists its product as uncharacterized. NCBI's taxonomy places the organism in Eukaryota, Fungi, Basidiomycota, Agaricomycetes, Russulales, Stereaceae. Bases 1 to 957 code for a protein of 318 amino acids. The record is from RefSeq and is a predicted model, not a curated record. The transcript has 12 exons.